Messenger RNA from Aureobasidium pullulans EXF-150, 1889 nucleotides. RefSeq names its product MBOAT family protein-like protein. The transcript is spliced from 5 exons. Bases 108 to 1766 code for a protein of 552 amino acids. The record is from RefSeq and is a predicted model, not a curated record. Gene Ontology annotation, molecular function: 1-acylglycerophosphocholine O-acyltransferase activity; 1-acylglycerol-3-phosphate O-acyltransferase activity. Gene Ontology annotation, cellular component: membrane; endoplasmic reticulum. Gene Ontology annotation, biological process: lipid modification; glycerophospholipid biosynthetic process. Lineage: Eukaryota; Fungi; Ascomycota; Dothideomycetes; Dothideales; Saccotheciaceae.
AGAAGCCAAACCUGGAAUCUUUUGAAGCACCUUCCAAAAUCUCUCAAACACUCUGAAUCGUAUUGCUGAGAUCUCCCUGGGAUUGAUCUUACGACGCAAGCUUCACGAUGUUGCCCUACAUCAACGCCCCGUUUGUUUACGUGGCUGGCAAACUUGGGGCAGCUCCUGAUGAACUCAAACUCAUCUUCUCCUUCCUCUUGUCAUAUCCUCUGGCUGGAGUGCUCAAGCGUAUACCCGACUCGAAGCCAGCCCAAAAGAAUGGCUUCAUUAUUGCAGUAUCCAUGUUCUACCUCAUCGGUCUUUUCGACUUGUGGGCCGGUCUGCGUACCAUCUUCAUCAGCGCUGCGGGUGCGUACUCGAUUGCAGCAUAUGUACAGGGGCCGUAUAUGCCAUGGGUCGGCUUUGUGUUCCUGAUGGGCCAUAUGUCUGUUAACCACAUCUACCGUCAAAUUGUCAACGACCCUAGCUCGGUCGACAUCACUGGGGCCCAGAUGGUGUUGGUCAUGAAACUGACAGCCUUCUGCUGGAACGUAUACGACGGCACGCUUCCCGAAGCCUCCUUGACCGACCAUCAGAAGGAUCGUGCGCUGCGAAAGUUGCCUAGCUUGCUCGAUUAUGCUGGCUUCGUGCUCUUCUUCCCUUCGUUGUUUGCUGGCCCUGCCUUCGAUUACGUGGACUACCGCAGAUGGAUCGAGACUACCAUGUUCGAGCUACCUCCUGGUGUUGACCCUUCCAAGGCACCGCCUACUCGCAAGCAGCGCAAGAUUCCUCGUAGCGGUACACCCGCAGCAUGGAAGGCCGCCUUUGGACUUCUUUGGAUUCUUGCUUUCCUUCAAUUCUCUGGUUACUACUAUCCCGACUUUUUGCUCUCCGAUGGCUACAAGCAAUAUGGCCUCUUCCGCCGCGUAUGGGUACUGCACAUGCUGGGAGUCACCACUCGCAUGAAGUACUACGGUGUCUGGUCUCUCACCGAAGGCGCUUGCAUUCUCUCAGGCAUCGGCUUCAAGGGCGUGGACCCCAAGACCGGCAAGGCUGAUUGGAACAGAUUGCAAAACGUGAAACCUCUUGAAAUUGAAUUGGCUCAAAACAGCCAUGCUUACCUUGGUAAUUGGAACAUCAACACCAACAUGUGGUUGAGGAACUAUAUCUACUUGCGUGUCACGCCUAAGGGCAAGAAGCCUGGCUUCAGAGCUAGUAUGGCUACCUUUGUUACCAGUGCGUUCUGGCACGGUUUCUACCCUGGAUACUACCUUGCAUUUGUGCUCGCGAGCUUCAUUCAGAAUUCUGCAAAGAACUCACGCCGCCUGAUCCGUCCCUUCUUUAUGAGCGCCGACGGCACCAAAGCUCUCCCCUCAAAACGCUACUACGACAUCUUCACCUGGCUCUGCACCCAACUCGCCUUCUCCUUCACCGUCGCGCCUUUCAUCUUCCUCGGCUUCAGCUCAUCCCUCCUGAUCUGGCAACGUGUCUAUUUCUACACCAUCAUCGCCGUCUCCGCCACCUCCAUGUUCCUGCUUUCUCCCGGCAAACAGUUCUUGCAGCAAAAGGUCAAGCAACAUUCCAAGCCUAGUGAAGAGCAGGUCAGACAGAGUCUUGAGAAGGAAGCGAGGAGUCCGACUUUGGGAUUGCCUGAUGACCCGGGUCGUGCUUGGGAUGAGAUGGUCGAGGAAAUCGUGGCCGAGGUGCAGGAGAGGAAGAAGAGGGGGUUGCCUAUUCCUGCCAAGCUGAGGCAGGAGGCUGAGGCUAUCGGAAAGAAGGUUACUUGAGGAAUCAUGGUUCAAGUAAUGAGAAAGCGAGAGGUGGGAGCGAGAAGUUGUCAAGGAGAGGUGCGCAUGUAGGAAGUGGUGGAUUCAGAGAGAAACAGUAUGAAAAGCAUUGCAUUGAGACGC